AUGACGAUGUUGAUGGCCUGGACUUCGAAUCGAUCGAUCUUGAUGAUGAAGAACCGCGUCCGAGACACUUCAAACAAACAGGAAAGCGCAAGGCCCAACCCAGUCACGACAAUGACGACGCAAGCAUGCCCCGAGCAGUGCGCCAACGACCCGGAUUGGAAGAGUCAAGUGCGCCGGAUGACAUCUCUUCACGUCGAGCCAACGAAGAUGAAGAAAGGAAGUCGGAGGAACAACAUGACACACCGACUUCCUCCGCGUUUUGGCAUGCGAGUGCAAACGCCGUCGAAGCAGCGGUCGAUUUUUUCGGAGCCGUCGACAUUUGAAGAAGCAGUGUCUGGCCCGGACCAAGUACACUGGCGCAAGGCAAUUGAUGCGGAGCUCGAUUCGAUGAAGCUUCGCGGUGUCUUUCGUGCGGCCAAGUUACCCAACGGACAAAGCGCCAUUGGCACAAAGUGGGUCUUCAAGAUCAAGCGCACGGCAGAUGGGUCGAUCGAGAAAUACAAGGCACGACUUGUGGCCAAGGGUUUUCGCCAAAAGUAUGGCAUCGACUACACGGAGACGUUCUCGCCCGUGGUCAAGUAUGUGACGCUGCGAAUGGUCAUCGCCAUUACCAAGCACUUUGGAUGGCCCCUCGACCAGCUCGAUGUGGUGACUGCGUUCCUGUAUGGAGUGAUGAAGGAGAAGGUGUUCUGCGCUGUUCCGGAAGGCGUCAAGAUGGAAGGUGAUUUUGACUGUCUCGAGCUGAUCAAGGCGAUCUACGGUCUCAAGCAAGCCUCGCGUGUUUGGAACGAGACCUUCGACGAGUUCAUACGCUCGAUUGGUUUUCAAGCGUCGGGAUUCGAUCCAUGUCUCUACAUCAUGACUUCGGAAGGCCAUUGUGUUUUUGUGCUGGUCUACGUGGACGAUGUCUUGGUGACUGGAAGCUCGCUCGAGAUGAUUGCGCGCACCAAGAACGACCUCAAGACACGCUUCGAGAUGACGGACAGCGGCAAGUGUGCCUUUGUUCUUGGGAUCGAGUUAUUGGACGGUGAAGAUGGCAGCGUGACUAUGUGUCAGCGCCGUUAUGUCGACGAUGUCCUCAAGCGCUUUGGAAUGGAUGAGUGCAAGGCUGUGGCAAGUCCGGUGGACGUCAGCUCUCGACUGGUUCCGAGCAACUCUGCAAGCAAGAUGGAUGUCCCAUUCCGUGAAGCAGUGGGUGCUUUGAUGCAUCUGACGACUGCAACGCGACCGGACAUCGCCUAUGCUGUAAGCUUUGUGUCACGGUUCAUGGAGAAACCCCAAGAAGAACACUGGGUUGCAGUCAAGCGCAUCUUCCGCUACCUACAAGGCACCAAGAUGCAUGGAAUCUGCUACAAGCCAAGUGCGAAGAUCGACUUUCGUGGCUAUUCAGAUGCAGACUGGGCCGGUGACCUUGCUGAUAGCAAAUCGACGUCCGGCUACGUCUUCAUGCUAUUGGGUGCUCCAGUGAGUUGGGGCAGCAAGAAACAGCCAAAAGGACCCGAGCUCGUCAUCCGUGAAGACAACCAGUCGUGCAUCAAUAUGACGAAGAAUCCGGUCAACCACGGCCGCGCUAAACACAUCGACAUCAAGUACCAUCACAUCCGUGAUGAAGUCAAGCGCGGCGAAGUGAAGCUUGAAUACUGCGAGACGACGUUGAUGUUGGCGGACAUCAUGACGAAGGGACUUCACGGACCGCGUCACAAGGACUUGACGGCGGCGCUUGGCAUCCGUGCGUGUUCGGAUUGA
This is a messenger RNA of Peronospora matthiolae, 1746 nucleotides long. The record is from the annotation of a GenBank genome assembly. NCBI's taxonomy places the organism in Eukaryota, Oomycota, Peronosporomycetes, Peronosporales, Peronosporaceae.